Sinocyclocheilus anshuiensis is the source of this 1929-nucleotide messenger RNA. RefSeq lists its product as uncharacterized. The record is from RefSeq and is a predicted model, not a curated record. NCBI's taxonomy places the organism in Eukaryota, Metazoa, Chordata, Actinopteri, Cypriniformes, Cyprinidae. The coding region runs from base 23 to 1087 and encodes 354 amino acids. The transcript is spliced from 3 exons.
UGCAGCAGCCACAUCUUCUGACAUGGUAACCAUUGCAGGAGCGGAUGUGUUCAUGAACUCAAGCAGUUGCUUUGCUCCUGGCCACAAGCCAUUGUGGAGACCUCUUGUGUCCCUUGGUCAAAAUGAGCAGGCUACUAAGGGACCGGGGGAUGGUUUGAAUAAGGGAUUUUCUGUUGUCUUCCAUGAAGAUUUACUUGGAUCGUGUGGAGGCUUCCGUGGAGAAGAGUCAGGACUGGAUUACCCGUUUUCAUCCUUUGAUUUGAACAACCCUUUUUCCCAGGUCCUGCAUGUGGAGUGCUCCUUUGAGCCAGAGGAUAUGGCCUCGUUCAGCCCGGGAUUCAAGCCAAAAUCCAUAUUAUGCUCCGACAAUGAGCCCUUUUGCCCUUGGUUAUAUGGCAUCAACCGGACUCAGUAUCGGGCCAUUCGAAUUUCCCCAAGGACUCAUUUCCGGCCAAUAUCAGCCUCUGAACUUUCUCCAGGUGGGUGCAGUGAGUCAGAUGUAGAGUCUGAGAAAGAGGAAGCGAGUCUUCCAGUUGGUCAAGCAGACCUCUUUGAUGACCCACAGGCUGACCUCAAGCCUCUCGAGGAGGACGCAGAGUGCGAGGGCCCUUACUAUGGAAAAUCUGAGUUGGAGUCUGGGAAGUUCCUACCCAGAGUAAAGAAGUCUGGCAUGGAGAAGAGUGCCCAGACGUCACUUGAUUCGCAGGAGGGUGGGAGCACCCUUCUGCCGAUUACUGAACAAGAGAUUUGUGUACAUUGUGAGACGGCAGCGGUUUCGGUGCCAUGUUCUCAUGUUCAGUCCUCUGUUCAACAAGAGGAAUCUAGCAGAGAGGCAGAGUCAUGCAAAUGCGCUGCAACUGAUCAGAUUCCAAAAAGUGGGAAGUCCCUUGAUGUUGCUCAAGAUAUGCCAGAGGUUCUCAGUGCGGAGGUAAGAAGAGUACACUAUUUAACAGUAUUAGAUACUGGGGAAGAAGCAGUAAUGUAUGAUUCUUCUGCUGAGCGUGGAGGUAUACCAAUGCUGAUUUCCUCCUAUCACUUUCAAACAAAACGCAGAGGAGGGAUAGGAGGACCCUUACAAGAACAGUGAGCCCAGGGCCCGCAGUGGGCUCUUUCUUAACCACGCUGUUCUAAGCCCUGUUAUUCCUCAGCCAUUUCAUCUAAAACGGCGUAUCAUCAAGAUGAAAACAUAACGAGAGGAAAACAUGGCAAUAGGUUGAACAUACAGUUAGAUGAUUCUGGUCAACAGCAUUUAUUAUAGACUUGUCUGUUAAUUCCAAGGUUGAUCAAUUUUGAAAAGAAUAAAAAAGGCAUAGUUAAGUAUUAAGAUUGUUCUUUAAUUUACCCCUUAUAGAUUUUAGCUUCACUUUUAUGUUUGAUCUAGGAUGCACUAUAACUGUGGUCCUACUGAUUGUGCAUGUGCUUGUGAACCUAGUCUCAGUCCUUCUAAUAGUCUAAGUUUCUGUGACCGAACUAUGAAUACUCAGAAGUCAGGUUGAAAGCACUACGAAUGCGACACCCCCUUCCCUAAUCAGAUAAUUUAGCAUUUUGUCGUAUUUUUUCAUUUUAUAUGAAUUGUAGAGGAUAGAGUUGUGUGAGGUUUGGUGUGUUGAACGAAAAAGUGCUUUUGCCACCCCCACCCCCCACUUUUGUUCUGUUACAUCAAUUAUUUGUUGAUGUUCCACUUUAGUUCAGUGCUGCUUCGAAAACAUCUUAAAGAAAUAAAGCAGGGUAAUAUGUUGAAGGUGUAGUAAUAUAAUAAGCAAAAAAAUAAACACGCCGUUUAAAACAGAAGUCUAAAUGAAGAAAUAUAUCCUUGUCCUUGAAAUUGGAAGUUGCUUUCUUUGCUUCAAUUUCCCAUUUAAUUCAGCCAUUGUGAUAAAUGUUUACAAUUUGCUAGGUUAUUUUGUCCCCUUUAGGUUAAAUAAAAAA